AUGCAUUUCCCUCUUUCUUUGUCCCUUUUUAUUUCUAUCUACACUCUUCUCUUUCACUCUUACCCCUCAUUCUCAUUUUACCUUUCUAUGUUUUUACACCUACAUUCUCCCCACACACAGACACACUCUCUCUUUCACUCACUCUUACAAUUUGGUGUCUCGCAAUUUUCCCUCCUUUCUUUACAUUCUCCACUCACUCUUCACGUUCUAUUUGUCCUCUCAGUCAUAACUUUCCACCCACUCUGUUUCAUUAUAUUUUCACGCCCGCUUCUUCCCAAUUUCUCUCGCUCUCACAAUUCACUCACUCCUUCUCACUUUUCACACACUCUCUCUCUCCCAUCCUCAUUACUUCACUCUUUCUCCCCUCCUUCUCUUUCUUUCUUUCUUUCUUUCCUUCUUUCUUUCUUUCUUUCUUUCUUUCUUUCUUUCUUUCUUUCUAUUAAACCAUAUUGUGUCUUUGUACUCCAGUUAUCUUUCUUUGUUCCUCAACUUUCUAUCUCACUUCAUACGCCACGCUCUCCCUCCCACUCUCAUCACACUUCUUGCAUCCCACUCUCUCACUCAUUUCAUACACAGUCGCUACGUUUUUCCCCCUCAUUCUUUCACUCUUUUUCGAUUCCACUCUCUCUCCACACACUCUCUAUUCUCUCUAGUUCUCUCUCUUCGUUCUCCAACUCUAUUAUCCUAAUCACUCUUAUCUCACGCUUUUCCAUCUACUCUCUGUCUUCAGCCAAUCUCUCCUACUCUCUCACACUCAUUCUCUUUUUCUCUCCCUUCAUUCUCAUUCCACAGGCACGACAAAGUAGCAACGCAGUCAGUCAACAGACACGCACUCGAUACACAAAGGUCAGGCGCCCUCAAACCCAAGGUCAAGUAUUCUUGGUCAGUACGUACGUCUCCAAAGAUAAGAAACUUCAAAGAAUGGGCGAUAGCGUCAUGGUUAAAAGAAGUGGAGAUAAAGACAACAAAAGUGAGAUUUGA
Acanthosepion pharaonis is the source of this 981-nucleotide messenger RNA. The record is from the annotation of a GenBank genome assembly. Lineage: Eukaryota; Metazoa; Mollusca; Cephalopoda; Sepiida; Sepiidae.